Plectropomus leopardus (leopard coralgrouper) is the source of this 2045-nucleotide messenger RNA. RefSeq names its product NK3 homeobox 3 (gene nkx3.3). The record is from RefSeq and is a predicted model, not a curated record. Gene Ontology annotation, biological process: regulation of transcription by RNA polymerase II; cell differentiation. Gene Ontology annotation, cellular component: nucleus. Gene Ontology annotation, molecular function: RNA polymerase II cis-regulatory region sequence-specific DNA binding; DNA-binding transcription factor activity, RNA polymerase II-specific. NCBI's taxonomy places the organism in Eukaryota, Metazoa, Chordata, Actinopteri, Perciformes, Serranidae.
UAGCAGACUGGACUUAGAUCGCCACAAUUAAAUUAGCACAAUUAAAGAGAGCGGAGAAAAGAUCGAAUCAGUGAGGACUUUCGAGCGGCUGAUCUCUUGAUGCCUCCAAAUAAAUCGCAUACGCGCGCGAGGAAAUAUCCGUGCUUUUAUUUUAAUCAUGACAUUAAGUUUUUCGUCCUUUUCCAUCAAAGACAUCCUCACCGGACGUGAUUCCCGGAGGAAGCCUGACACCGGGAGUACAGAGGAGCCUUGCGCCCCAAAGCGCAACAUCUGCACUGGACAUGAUACGAGAGUCCCAGAACUGUCUCAUCCAUACGCGGAUGAGAACCGCAUCCAGCCGGAGAGACUUCCUGCUGAUCUCAGUGUGACUGUUGGAAAUCUCCGAUCUGAUACUGAGAAGGAGGAGGCAACAAGGAAGCAGACUGAGCUCGGAGAAGUCGCUGCAGACCGGCAGCCACACAGUGAGGAGCAGGAUAAACGACAGAAAGAAGAGGCGAAGGCAGAGGAGCAGGAAUGUCACCACAGCGGGGAGACGCUCAGCUGCCCGUCCGAUGUGCAGCGGUGCAGGCCCGGUGCGAAGAAGCGCUCCCGGGCGGCCUUCUCUCACGCGCAGGUCUAUGAGCUCGAGCGCCGGUUCAGCACGCAGCGGUAUCUCUCAGGGCCCGAACGGGCCGAUUUGGCAGAGACGCUGAAACUCACAGAGACCCAGGUGAAAAUCUGGUUCCAGAACCGGAGAUAUAAAACCAAGCGGCGGCAGAUUGCGGCCGAGUUGGCGACGUGCAGCUCGCCAAAGAAAGUCGCGGUAAAAGUGCUGGUGAGGGACAAUCAGAAGCAGUACCAUCAGGCGGAUGGAGUACACAUCCCAAUGACUGUGCCACUUUAUCACCAGACCUACCAGUACCACCCCUGCCUGCACUACUACUGCCAGCCCUGGAGCAUCAACAGCAUGUCCUGUGGAGGGAUGCUCUGAAGCCCUCCGCUCAUUCAGAGAACACAUGGACAUUGUUUGUCCCAACUCAAGCUGUUGGCAGCCUCAUGCAUUGGAUGGAUGUGCAGGUUUUGACAGUUGUUGUUUGUCUUACAACAAGCCAGUUUAGCAUUUUGGCCUCUGAUUUGGGGUUCAGAAAAUGUAGUAUCUCUCACCACUAAAUUUAGAGAUAUUCUGCAAAUUGAUAUAAUCAAGGAAGUUGAAAUAAUAACAAUUAAAAAGCACUGGCUGUAAUCCUGCAGUGAAGAUUAGUGGGCAUACAGGAGGCAUUACAAAGUUCUUAAAUGACUGUCAAUUGAUAACAUUAUUUAAAUUAAUGUUUUAAAUAGACUCAGAUUUAAGUGUGGUUAUUACUUUGUAAUGAUUUGUAAGAAAAAAAUAAUUUAAAGACUAAAUGUUGUUGACUUAUUCAAAGUUCUGUUCCUGAUCUCCCAGGAAGUUUUUUUUUCAGAAUCUUAUAUUCUAUCCAUUUCAUUACAUUUGAAGACAAAAUUACUAAGGGACUGUAUUCAGUUUUGGAAAGGGUUAGAAAAAGGUGUACAUUAUGUUUUUGUUUGUUUAUUUUUUUUUAUUAUUAUUUUUUUUUUUUUGCUGAGGGAAGGAUGGUCUGAUAUGAGGAAGCAUACAAAAUGUUUAUUUUUAAAUCAGAUUUUUUUUAUUUCAGCAUUCCCUUGUGGGAUUGAUUUUGAUGAAAAAGUCACAAUGUUAUGUUCACAUUUUGCACAGUGGGUCAUAAAUGUGUGUUCUGCUAUAUGCAGGAGACAACAAUCUAGUCUGUGUUUCAGGGAUUUAUUUUUCCCCAUCACAAUCUUUGCAAAAAAAACCUCAUUUCAUCCUUCUCUUUCUUUUGCAUAACAAAAAGUAAGUUUUCACUUUUCUGCAUUUAAUUUGCUAAUCUGUGAAAGGUAUUAUUUUUAUAGAUAUAUUAAUGUUUGAUGUCUGCUUUGGAUUAUUAAAAAAUAAUUUACAGAGCUACAUUUUAUGAUAACGGAGAAGGUUAUUGGAGUUUGUUUUUUUUUUAAGUCAAGAGCAGGUUCCAAAUCAAGUUUUAAAAUUG